Pocillopora meandrina is the source of this 4045-nucleotide messenger RNA. The record is from the annotation of a GenBank genome assembly. Lineage: Eukaryota; Metazoa; Cnidaria; Anthozoa; Scleractinia; Pocilloporidae.
GAGGAACAACAAUGGCGAGCGAGAAUCGAUAUCGCUUCUUCAAAUUUUGAGGAAAAUGGUUCGUAUUAACUAUUGUGGUAACUUAACAACUUUUAGUAUUACCUUGGUUUCUCCAAUAGAAAUUUCUUUAUUGAAAUAAAGCUUCAUGUAAAGGCGUUUCCUUAGGUUACAUAGUCUAACUUCUUUAAUCAUUCGCCUUCCCUAAAAUGUCACAUACCUCAGAGCCUGAUAAACAUUUCAAUAUUGUUCUUUUUGUUGUUGUUUAAAAACAUUUUUUGUUGAUUCUUGGGGCGUUUAAAGGAUCAAUGGUAGCUGCGUUUUUGUACAAGGAUCUGCAUGACCUACUUGUGACAGAUCAAGCCAUAAGGAGUGAAACAGACAACCAAAGGUGCCGUUAUUUUCAUAUUACUCCAUGUCGUUUACCUCUAAAAACACAUAACACGGAAACACAUAAGAUCUAAGUUCAACUAAACUGAACUGACACACUUUCCAAAAACCCUAGCUAGAGUUGGAAGACUCCCUGCUUGUCUCUGACCAUUCCACCUUCAUGAAAAAUUGGCUAAUUGAAUCUACCAAAAAUAUGUAAUAUUGCUUCCGUGGUUCUGGUCCAUUUUUAACUACAAUUUCUUCAUAGGUAUAUCAACUCCAGGAUAAUGGCCGUAACUAUGGACCCCAAGCCAGAGAAAUUGCGAGAAAAUGUCAUCCUAAACUUCAAAAACCUAAAGGUAACAUGAAAAUAAGCUCCUAUGCGUUGUUUUGGUGUAUUCUGACAAGAUAAAAUCUAUUUUCAGGUCUUGACAGCAGAGAAGCGCUGUAUGUUUUGGAGUGGCCCCAGCAAAAGGUAAAAAAACUACAAUAUAUUAUUGAAUAGUAUUUAUUCCUUCUUAAAUUAAAUUGAGUAUGGAGGAGAAUGAAUGAACUUUCUCAGAUGUUUUGUCAAACAUCACCUCUUACCCAAACGAUGAAUAAUUUUUUUUCGCAACUUUACUCUUUUUCAUGUGUGACAGUUUUUCAGAGGAAGGUUGUCAUGUAGUUACAUCAAAGAGUAACUCAAAAGAAACAGUUUGCAGUUGCAAUCAUUUGACGCAUUUUGCCGUCUUACUGGACUACGACAGUAGCACAAAGGUAAUAAAGUUAUUUUUGCCUUACUUAAUAGUUUUAUGGGCUCAAUGAACUAACUCAAUGUUGUCCUUCAAUUUUUCUUUUCUUGACACAGCUCACCGAGGAGGACGAAACAAUUCUGAAAGUUGCCACCUACGUGGGACUGAGCCUUUCCAUAAUCGGGAUACUUUUAACAUUAAUACUUUAUUCUUGCCUCACGUAAGCAAUGCACUCGAUUAAUAAUGAGGUAGAUUCUUAACUCUCCUCAACAAGGCUGGUGAUAAAAGAGAUCUCAAUGCCAGUCUCCAUGCAAACAAGAACAGUCAUGUCGGAUUAUUCACAAACUCAAGCUACAUUUCAUGCCCCAUCACGAACUUUUGAACAACUAAUGGUUUCACUUUUUAUGAAUUUUUUAGGCUUUAGACAUUUUCUUCGUAAUAUUUUCUUUUUUUGUCCUCUCUGGAGCUAUUUACUGACUUUCUUCUUUCCUUCGCUGUCAAGAUUUAGUUAAUUUUUUCCCAUUUUUUCCUGUGUGUUGUUGCUUUUGUCUCAUUCAUUCUUCUUGUUUUUAAUAUUAUUUUACCAGAGAUGUUCGUAAACCUCUCUCUCAAAUUCGACUGAGUGUUUCUAUUUCCCUUGGAGCUGGACAGAUUAUCUUCCUAGCCGGAAUAAACGCCACUGAAAACAAAGUAAGUAGCCUCUCCUUCUAUCCAUAGAAGCAAUUUCCUCUUUACACUCUAAAUAUCUUGUCGAAAGAAGCACAUUUAGAAUUAUACCAAAAAACUCUUUCUUUUUACAGGCUGCCUGUAUUACAAUAGCAGCUAUGAUGCAGUAUUUCUUGAUGGCCGCUUUCUGUUGGAUGCUGAUCGAGGGAAUUUAUUUCUACUUCUUUGUUGUGAAAGUUUACAACAUUAACACCAAGAUGUACAUGUAUCACGUCAUGUCAUGGGGUAAGUUUAUUAUUUUAAAACAUGCACUGGUAACUGUACCCAUACUUUCGGAUCGCUAAAUCUGGUGUUGUGAUGCGGUAAAAUGUUUUGAUAUCCUUCCUUUGUUUAUGGGUAGGUCUUCCAGUGAUCAUGGUGGCCAUUUCACUUGGCAUCGCUGCUGGAAAAGAAGGGUUACAAAGCUAUACGAGUGAUAAAUAGUAAGAAAAAAAUUCAAGGGUUUCUUCUUGCUCUUCUCCUUUUAAUUUGUUGCAUUUAACUCUUUGUUUUGUUUUUGGAUAUAGUUUGAAAUAGGUAUCAUUUUAUUUUCUGACAAUGUGUAUAUCUUUCUUGUGUUUCACUUCCUCGAGUUUAGUUGCUGGCUUUCCUCGACUAACAACCUGAUCUGGAUAUUUGUCGCCUUUGUGGCGUUUAUUGAAGUUGUGAGUUAAUGAUUAGUGUUGGUGAUUGUGAUUGGUAUUCCCUGGACUAAUUGCUGCGAAAGAUUUUUUCCUCUGCUCUUUAAAACGAAUUAAGUAUUUAUGAUAUGACCCAAGACAAUAUUUACCAUUUUCUUUUUCCUAUUUACUCACAAAAAGCUUUGGACGUAGCCGCUGUUUGCGGGGAUGCUGGUCAAUUUUAACCUACUGAUGGUCUUCAAUAGCGAGAAAAACCUGUGGAGACAAUGUCCUCACAGGCAUAAGAGAGCUUCAUAAAUUCUCCAACUUUUACUACACAGUAUGAACAAAAAACUUCUGCCCCUUCCUUCAACGCAAAAAUAACUCGUGAAAAAAAAAAAAAAACAAAAAAAAAAAUGAAAAAUGUGAAAGGAGCAGGGAGAGUAGGAUAUAUUUAUAUAAUUUAUAUAAUUUAACAUAAGGCUUUACUUGGCGUGGUUCUUUCAGUUUAGACACUUUUUUGCGCGAUUUCUUUUGCUCAUUGGCAGAGAUCGAAGCUCCUAAUCUUGGUCCCCCUGUUGGGAGCUCUAUUCCCUGUAAAUUACUCUUCAUCCCACGCUUGUUACCGAAUUAGUAACUUCCUUGGCAAAGAUCCUCCCAUACCUUGGCUAUUCGACAUCCAUAUCUAAAUAAUCGCUUUUUUUUGGUAUAUUUAAGCUCAACAUUUUGAUACUCCUACGUGUAAUAAGGGAGAUGACCAAUCUGUUGCAGCCAACAGGGGGAGACCACCAUUUUCAGCAAAUACGGUGAGAAUCACAGCAUAAAAAUAGUGGAAGACAUUGCCAUGCCCUCCUGUGGGGCUAUAUUUGCCUAGCUUUCUCAUUCCUUAAUCAGUAAGGCAUCAACAUAAAAAUUCAUUGUCAAAGGAAAGUAAAAGAAUGUUUUUUUCUAACUCCUAGUCUUGGCAUCAAAACAUGCGUGGUGAUGAUUCCCCAGCUGGGUGUCAUGUGGCUAUUCGGUCUCCUCUCGCCUGUAAAUAAAGCUUUCGCUUACAUCUUCACCAUACUUAACUCUACUCAGGUCAGUAUUCAAUGGUAACUGUUAAAAGACAUUAAUCGCUAUUACUUAUUUUACUUUCUGACCAAGUGAGACACCAUUAGGAUGGUCAGAUUACAUUUCUUUGGAAUUUUUAAAACAAAAAGGUGUCAACUAUGCAAGAGAAGGCAGACUUCUUUUUCAAUUAUAAGAUGUGCAAUUUUCCUUCCUUCUUGGAAAUCUUAAUAGAUAGUUGACUAAUUUGUUUGCAAAUUGUAAAAAUUAAUGAUCUAAAAAUCAUUUUUAUGCUGCAGGGUUUCCUGAUUUUCGCUCUACACUGUAUGCGAAACACUCAGGUAAGAAAAAACAUUGAACUGAUUAUUAACUUUAUAUCAUCAAGUUUUAGUGUUUCAAUAAAUAUUCGAGUGCUAAGAACCAUAUUUCGUGUUGCUCGUCUAUCUGCAGAUCAAAGAGCGAUUCAAAAGAAAGAUGAACAUCGUUUUUCCAUCUUCUAUAAAGGACAACUCCACAAGGAAGAGUCCACAGGUCAAUCUAAACGAGGUUGGGAAUGUAUGGGCAAUUUAA